Molecule: messenger RNA, 1679 nt
Organism: Morus notabilis
Lineage: Eukaryota; Viridiplantae; Streptophyta; Magnoliopsida; Rosales; Moraceae
Product: NAC transcription factor 56
Exons: 3
Coding region: 137-1312 (391 amino acids)
Biological process (GO): regulation of DNA-templated transcription; system development
Molecular function (GO): DNA binding
Source: RefSeq, a predicted model, not a curated record
GAUGCUCAUUUUAAACAACAUUUUCAUUUCACCACUCUCUUAGUCUCUCCUCUUCUUUCCAAAAUAAGAACAAAAUCAUACAAUAGUUUUUUUGUGGUGAAGCCUGCUAGGGUUUUUCCUCUUUUGCAGGACUUCAAUGGAGAGUACCGACUCCUCGGCGGGAUCUCAACAUCAUCAUCAACAACAACAACAACAACAACAACAACAACCGAACCUUCCGCCGGGGUUUCGUUUCCACCCGACGGAUGAGGAGCUUGUUGUCCACUACCUCAAGAAGAAGGCUACGUCAGCUCCUCUUCCGGUCGCCAUCAUCGCUGAGGUUGAUCUCUACAAGUUCGAUCCCUGGGAGCUUCCAGCUAAGGCGACGUUUGGGGAACAAGAAUGGUACUUUUUUAGCCCGAGGGACCGGAAAUACCCGAACGGGGCGCGGCCGAACAGGGCGGCGACGUCGGGGUACUGGAAGGCCACCGGGACGGACAAGCCGGUGUUGACAUCGGGCGGAACUCAAAAAGUCGGCGUCAAAAAGGCUCUGGUUUUCUACGGAGGAAAACCCCCAAAAGGGAUUAAGACCAACUGGAUUAUGCAUGAAUAUCGGCUUGCAGAGAACAAGGCCAAUAACAAGCCUCCUGGUUGUGACUUGGGCAACAAGAAGAACUCGCUGAGGCUUGAUGAUUGGGUGUUGUGCCGGAUUUACAAGAAGAACAAUACAAAUAGGCUAUUGGAUCAUCAGGAGAGGGAUCAUGAUUCUAUUGAUGACAUGUUGGGCCCCAUCAAUCAGUCUCAUUUGAGCAACUUGGUGGGCCCACAGAAUAUUGGAAAGCUGCAACAACAACUACCAAAGUCCGCGACACUAUUAAGCUACGGGAGUGCGCUAAGCGAAAACGACCACAAUCUGUUCGACGGAAUGCUCAGCUGCAGCAACGACAACGGAAUUAAUAUAAACGCCGCCGCCGCCGCCGCCGCCACCACAACUACCGCUUUAGCCUCUUCCUCGUGCUCUAAACAACAACCCGAUCAUCAUCAGCUUCCGAUGAAAAGGGCAGUGCUUCCGGGGAUGUACUGGAACGACGUCGUCGACAACGAUGAUGACGGCAGUGGGCCCGGCUCGUCGUCGACCAAGAGGUUGCAGUUGGAUCACGACUGUUUAGGGACGGGGACGGAAGGCAAUAGCCACGCGAACUCGUUGGCGACUCUGCUCAGCCAGAUUCCCGCCCAGACGACGUCGUUGCACCAGCAAUCGGUGCUCGGAGGUUUGGGAGAUGGGCUCUUCCAAAGACCUUUUCAAUUGCCGGGGAUGAAUUGGUUUUCUUGAUUCAUUUUCGGGGAAGCGCAGGCUGCUGCUACUACAAAUACAUGAUCUCAUUAUUUAUGCCUAACCUGCGAGGACUUAAAACGUUGAAGGUAUAUUUAUAUAUAUAUAUAUAUAUGUAUAUAUAUAUAUGUAUGUAUACAGAUUGCCACCAGCCAAUUGAUCUUAUUAUAUACACUAAAAAUAUAAAUUGAUAUAAAUAGUCAAUAAGUUGUAAAGAUUUGGAUCGAGUAUGGAGAUUUUGCUGUUAGGAAUUUAUAGCAGCUAUACAUAUAGUUAGAGUGGCCUGAAAGUCCUGAGUUGAUUGGCCAAUUAUUUCAGUUAUACGCAAUAGAUAUUUUUUCAGAAAGUUCCCUAUAUAUAGAUAAUU